Micromonas pusilla CCMP1545 is the source of this 4017-nucleotide messenger RNA. RefSeq lists its product as uncharacterized. The coding region runs from base 76 to 4017 and encodes 1313 amino acids. Gene Ontology annotation, cellular component: cytoplasm; plasma membrane. Lineage: Eukaryota; Viridiplantae; Chlorophyta; Mamiellophyceae; Mamiellales; Mamiellaceae. The transcript is spliced from 3 exons. Gene Ontology annotation, molecular function: syntaxin binding; GTPase activator activity; myosin II binding. Gene Ontology annotation, biological process: regulation of exocytosis. The record is from RefSeq and is a predicted model, not a curated record.
GAUCGACCCCCGCGCCCGCGCCCCCGUCGCCGUCGCCGUCGCCGUCGUCGCGCGCGUCGCGUCGUCGUCGUCAAAAUGUUCACCAAGCUGAGCAAGACGCUCACGGAGGCCAUCAACGCGUCGCCGAACGUCGACGAGCUCUCCCGCCGGCUCGGCACCCCGCGCGUCGUCCCGCGCGUCGUCGCCGAGUACGGCGGCGUCCACAGCGCGACGUGCGCGGACUACGACGCGACGCAGCGAUUGCUCGCGCUCGGCGUCGACGUCGGCGUGAAGAUCCUCGGCGGGAACGGCCUCGAGGCGCUCCUCGCGACGACGUCGCACGUCGAGCCCGCGCGAUCGGUCGCGUUCGUCCCCGCCACCGCGCGCGUCGUGCGCCUCUCCGUGGACGGCGGCAUCGACGUGUGGUGCCUCCGCGCGCAGCGGUUGCUCGCCGCGACGCGAUGGCCCGGGCCGGAGGAAGUCGCGUGCGUCUGCGGGAUGCGUCGCACGCCGUUCGUGCUCGUCGGCUUGAGGCGCGUUCUAUCUUACACUGGUCCCCAUACGACCGCCGACGGCCGGCUCGCGACGCUCGCGGUGCAGCCGGGCGCGUCGGACGCGGGAGGCGUGCUCUCGCCGCGCGCUUACGCGGUGUCGCGCGCGGACGCCACGGGCGACGCGCUCGCGACGCCGUCGCCGCUCGUCGCGAUCGCGCCGCAACCGGGCGCGGAGGCGAGCCGCGUCGCGCUGACGUACGAAUGCGGCGACGUCGUCCUCUUCGACCUGCAUCGCCGCCGGCCGGUGGCGACGGCGAGGGCGAGCUCUUCGUCUCGUCCCAUCCGCGCCGCGGAGUGGGUCGGCGCGAGCGGGACGUCCCUCGCGACCGCGCACGACGACGGCGUGGUGACGCUGUGGAAGCUACCGAGCGCGCGCGCGCAUCGACGCCGCGGCGCCAAGCCGUUUGCGAUAUCGGCGACGCGCGCGUGGCGCCCGCACGGCUCGGAAGGCGACGACGACGAGACAGAGUUCGCGCCGUGCCGCGCGAUCCUCGCGCGCGCGAGGGGGGGCGUCGGGGCGCCGUACGCGAAGGACGGGAAGGCGGCGGACGCCGUGAUCGCGGUCAUCGGCGGCGAGCCGUUCGCGUCGCUGGACCCGGUGAGGGUGGCGUCUCUGGCGUUUGAUCGCGACGUCGAGAAUUUCGCGCCGCGCGCGGGGGUCCCGACGGCGUCGCUGCCGUGGUUCGGGCCCGUCGUCGCCGGCGCGCUGGCGCCGCCGUCGGGGAGGCACGACACCGCGGCGAGCGCGGUGAUCUUGUCCGAGGGCGGGCAGCUGCACGUGCACGACGUGCGGGCGUUCGCGGACGGCGUCGGCGACGAAAUUUCAUCAUCAGACGCGGCGGCGGCGGGCGGCGAGAGCCCGCGGGCGGAUCCGUCGCUCACCGGGUUCGGCGACGCGCCGUCGACGCCCACGUCCGCGUCGUCGCUGCCGACGACGGAGGCGCUGGAGCUCCUGCCGAGGAUCGACCCCACGUCGAUCCCGUCCAUCGCGAUCGCGGCGGACGCUUUCGUCGGUCUCUCCCCCGCCGCGAAUCCGGACGACGGCGAGGCGGCGAAACGCAAACGAUGGGGCAGCGCGUGGCCGAUGUCCGGCGGCAGAGAGUUUUUGCGCGGGAACGGCAACGGCGCCGCGACGCGGCACGUCGUCGCCGCGGCGGAGGGCGGCGGCGGCGGCGCCGUGCGCGUCGCCGUCGAAGGCGGGGGCCGCCUGACGCAAAUCGCGACGGCGCGACCCGGGAUCAACGCGGGGAUGUCUCCGAGAGACCGCGCGGUGACGCGGUGCCACGUGGCCCUCGGCGGCGCGCUGCUGUUCAUCGGCCGCGCGUCCGGCGCGGUGGAGGUGCACACCACGCUGCCCGUGCCGGCCGCGAAGGCGAAUCUCGUGCGGCAGCUGGAUUCGUCGUUGGACCUCGCGAUGGCGUCGUCGUCGUCGGACGACGCGUCGGACAACGCUUUGUCGGACAACGCUUUGUCGGACGGGGGCGUGCGGUACAAGCUCGUCGGCGAGCUCGGCGUGCACACCGCGCCGAUCACGUGCAUCGUCACGGACGCGAGGUGCGCGAAACUCGCGGUCGGGGACGCGAGCGGCGACGUCACGGUGACGGACUUGACGCGCGGGGAGAUGAAAUUUCACCUCGGCUUAGGCGCGUUCUAUACACUGGUCCCCAUACGACCCCUGUUCACGCGGAAAGACGGCACCGCGGAGGCGGUGAGCGCGAUGCACUUCUGCCCGCCCGUGGUCGGGCACGAGCCGGUGAACGACCCGUGGCGCAAGCGUCGCGAGAGCGGCGGCGGCGACGUCGGCGGCGACGCGGAGGGCGUCGGCGAUGCGGAAGAGAGCGAGGAAGAGAAGGAGUUGCGGACCGGCGCCGUCUCCGCGGCGGCGGCGUUCGACGCGCGCGCCUCGGACGCGCUCGUCGUCACGUCGUCCACCUCCGGCGUUGGGUUUAUAUGCAACUACGCCAGUCGCUUGAUCGGGAAGGUGGCGCGCCCGAAGAGCGAGUCGCCGUCGCUCGCGGUCGCGCCGUUGACCGCGGGCGGCGUCUGCCCCGGCGGCGACGCGGCGACGACGCCGGCGACGACGUUGUGGUGGGACGCGACGGAUGAAAACGGUCGACCGACGAACGUUACCCCCACUCCGCGCGGGAGUCAGUCGCUCGCGACCGACGGCGGUGACCAACAGCUGAACGCGUACACGGCCUUCGUCGGCGUCGCGAGCUCGACGGCGAUUCGCGUGUACCCCGCGAACGGCGCGGCGAAGGGCGAGCGGCACACGGUGAAAAAAGUCACCCCGGAGGAAUCGCUCGUCGCCGCCGCCGUGGUCGUCCCGCGCGACGCGGAAGCCGAAGCCGAAGCCGAAGCCGAAUCGGCGGACGGAACCCACCGUCCGCGCGUCGCCGCGAUCGCGGCGGCGUCGAGCCACGGACGGCUCAUGACCUGGUCGCUCCCGGGGCUCGUCCCGCUCGCGAUCGUCGGCCCGACGCCGCCGCUCUCCGCGGCGGAUUCGAUCGGGUUUUGCCGCGACGCCGGCGUCGUCCUCGCGCUCGCCGGCGGCGGCGCGUCCGUCGCGAAGCUCGCGCUAUCGCCGCCGUACACGGGCGCGCCGAGCAAGCAGCGAGGCGGCGAGGUGGAGGACAACGAGAGCGGGGUGGUGUUGUACGACGACGACGUCGCCGCGGCGGCGGACGCCGCGGAGGCGGCGCUCUCGGCGCUCGCCGUCGACGCCGCGAACGAAUCCGGCUCCGGCGCCGCCGGCGAAGACUCGGGCGCGGGCGGCGGCGGCGGCGGCGGCGGCGAGAAGAAGAGCGCGAGCGCGGGACGAGCGCUGAGUUUUUUCGAGCGCGCGAAAGCGAAAGCGUCGGACGCGAUGGACAAGGCGAAGGAGAAGAUGGCGGAGCUGUCGCUCCCGGCGGAGGACAAGGAGGACGCGAACCGCGUGUUCACGGAAGCCGACCUCGCGAUGUUGUUCGCGGAGGCGGAGGAGGCGCCGCGGGCGGCGCCGGCGCCGGCGGCGGCGACCGGGGCGAAGAAGGCGCCGUCGUUGCCCCCGAGGGCCGCCGCGGCGGCGGCGGCGGCGACGGCGGCGGCGGCGGCGACGGCGGCGGCGGCGGCGACGAGGGCGAAGCCCGCGGCGAAGACGAAGUCCCCGAAAGCGUCCGCGGCGUCGUCAUAUGACGACGCGAACAGAAGCGAACUGUUCCGAACGUCCUCCGGCGGCGGCGCCGCCUCGACGUCCAAGCCCGUGGGCAAACAGAGCGCGGACGACAUCCGAGCCAAGUACGGCAAAGGAACGAAGGCGACGUCGUCGACGAACAAAACCGCGAGCGGCGUCGCCGCGUCGAUGGAACAGACGCGGAACAAGCUCGCGGAGAGAGGCGAGAAGCUCGAGCGUCUGCAGGAUAAGACCGCGGCGAUGCAAUCGGACGCGGACGACUUCGCGUCGCUCGCGGAGCAGCUCGCGAAGAAGAACAAGUCGUGGUUCUGA